Molecule: messenger RNA, 1432 nt
Organism: Syngnathus typhle (broad-nosed pipefish)
Lineage: Eukaryota; Metazoa; Chordata; Actinopteri; Syngnathiformes; Syngnathidae
Gene: rrad
Product: Ras-related associated with diabetes
Exons: 4
Coding region: 132-1100 (322 amino acids)
Biological process (GO): negative regulation of high voltage-gated calcium channel activity
Cellular component (GO): plasma membrane
Molecular function (GO): calcium channel regulator activity; GTPase activity; GTP binding
Source: RefSeq, a predicted model, not a curated record
CACCGAAAGAAAGCCACUACUGCAGGAUUACUGGACCUGACAUCUUCGGAUUUAUUCACGCCACCUAGUAAGUGAUUUGAUAGCGAUUUUAUUUGGCUUGGAUUAAGACCUGGUUAGUGAAAACGUUGCGGAUGACACCACUACUAAAACGUGGUCCGUUUAUCUACAGGUCGUCUGUAUUUCAAACAAUGACUUUGAACAAAAGCGACAAACUGCGGAGAGGCAGCACGCCUUUCCCCGUCAACAUGAGCCACCUUCACCGGAGGAGCAUGCCGGUGGACGACCGGGACCUGCGCGCCACCACUGUGCAGCCAAACGGACAAUGCGACGAGCUGUCCAAGCUGCUGCGCUGCACCUCGCAGAAGGACCAGCACCGGGGAAGCUGCGCGUCCGACUCCUCGGACUCGGUUAUUUCCACCGGAAGCGAAGCCGACUCGCAAGUGCAUAAAGUGGUUCUCCUCGGGGAGCACGGCGUGGGCAAGUCCAGCCUGGCACGCGUCUUUGGUGGAGUUGAGGACGCCGGUCACGACUGCGAUGAAGCAGGAAACAGUUAUGACAGAUGUAUCAUGGUGGAUGAAGAAGAAUCUUCCAUUGUGCUGUAUGACAUCUGGGAACAGGAUAACAGCCAGUGGCUAAAGGAUCAGUGCAUGAGGAUGGGCGACGCCUACAUCAUCGUCUACUCCGUGACGGACAAGUCGAGCUUCGAGAAGGCGUCGGAGCUGCGAAUCCAGCUACGCAGGGCCAGGCAGUCUGAAGACAUUCCCAUCAUCCUCGUGGGCAACAAGAGUGACCUGGUCAGGUCUCGAGAAGUGUCAGUUGAUGAGGGAAGCGCCUGCGCCGUGGUGUUUGACUGCAAGUUCAUCGAGACGUCCGCCUCCCUCCACCACAACGUGCAGGACCUGUUUGAGGGCAUCGUCCGGCAAAUCCGCCUAAGGAAGGACAGCAAAGAGGAGAACGCGCGACGCAUGGCCAACUGCAGGCGCAGAGAAAGCAUCAGCAAGAAAGCCAAAAGAUUUCUGGGCCGCAUGGUUGCACGCAACAACAAGAAGAUGGCGUUCAGGCAGAAGUCCAAAUCCUGCCAUGACCUCACAGUUCUUUGAGAACCAGAGUGGACACCAGGACGUUUCUUUGGCCUCUGAAGACCCGACGCUGUGUGUUUGUUUUUUUUGUAUUUAUUUCAACACUGACUGAAAUGGACUCGUUGAGCUGUACAGAAAUAUAUUUUUGAUUUUCAGACACCACAAAAAGUCAUGAAACUUUGCAGAUUCAUUUCAUUUUGUCCGCCUUCAAAUGUUACUGUUGAUCUGAUAAGCCUGGGUGAAAUCCACAAAGCACACACACAUUGCAAAGAUCACCUUUCCCAGUUUACUGGAAGAGAUUGAUGUAAAAAAAAAAAAAAAAAAAAGAUGCCGAAUUCAAGCUCCAUCUCAUU